CGGUGAGCAGAUUCAUUAAGAACUCUCUUCUCUCUCCCCUCCCGUCGCCAAGAAAUCCCCAAUCUCCGCCUUUAAUUCUUCCCAUAGAUCCAGUUCUUGCCCCUUGUGCGGCGGCGACGGUAGUCUAGUGGUACGGGUGUUCGAUUUUAGCGUUGAUUAAGAGCAGCCGGGGCGCCAUCCAUGGCGGAAUUGAUCGGGCCUCGUGUUUACAGCUGCAGCAAUUGCCGAAACCACGUCUGCCUUCACGAUGAUAUCAUAUCCAAAGCAUUUCAGGGGAGAAACGGGCGUGCCUUUCUGUUUUCUCAUGCCAUGAAUGUUGUCGUGGGGCCAAAGGAAGAUAGGCAGCUGAUGACAGGGCUGCAUACGGUUGCCGACAUUUACUGCCGUGAUUGCCGUGAGGUGUUGGGAUGGAAGUAUGAAAGAGCUUAUGAAGAGACACAGAAGUACAAAGAAGGGAAGUUCAUAUUUGAGAAACCCAAGAUUGUCAAGGAGAACUGGUAGUAAAAUUUCUAAUGGAUGCUGUGUUGGUGAAGCUUGUGUUGUGAGCUUCCUGUCAGUGUAACAUUGUUGUCUGUGUGUUCUGAAUCAUCUGAUAGAACCAUCUGUUCUUGUGCAUAAGGCAAAUGUAAGUGAGAACUCAUCCCAAUUGUUGCAUUCUUGCUUCUCUGUUUCUGUAAAGAUUGCCUAUUGGCAAUUGUUUGAUCUCUGUGAAUAUCAGACUAUCGUAUUGUGGAUGUCGGUCCUACAACCAUGAAA
Molecule: messenger RNA, 756 nt
Organism: Musa acuminata subsp. malaccensis (wild Malaysian banana)
Lineage: Eukaryota; Viridiplantae; Streptophyta; Magnoliopsida; Zingiberales; Musaceae
Product: protein yippee-like At4g27745
Source: RefSeq, a predicted model, not a curated record